This is a messenger RNA of Colletes gigas, 3582 nucleotides long. Its product is annotated as BTB/POZ domain-containing adapter for CUL3-mediated RhoA degradation protein 3. The record is from RefSeq and is a predicted model, not a curated record. The transcript has 5 exons. NCBI's taxonomy places the organism in Eukaryota, Metazoa, Arthropoda, Insecta, Hymenoptera, Colletidae. Gene Ontology annotation, molecular function: protein binding. Gene Ontology annotation, biological process: protein homooligomerization. The coding region runs from base 132 to 899 and encodes 255 amino acids.
CGAUAGGGUGUAUUUUUUUCAUCGAAUCAUAAGACAUAAAAGACCAGUGUAUCGUGCCGUUUAGUAAGGUUUUAACAUUCAAGAUGAGGCUAAUAAAUGCUACAUAAAAUACACUCCAAAAACAUGACACUAUGCUACGUGCUAUGUUUAGUGGUCAUAUGGAAAUUCGCAAAGACUCAGAAGGGUGGGUAUUAAUAGACAGGUGUGGUAAACAUUUUGGAACAAUCUUGAAUUUCUUAAGGGACGGCUCGGUUCCUUUACCGGAGAGCACAAAAGAAAUGGCAGAACUACUCACAGAGGCAAAAUUUUAUUGCAUCAGCGAACUGGCUGAAUCAUGUGAACAAGCGCUUCUUCGAAAGGAGAGAGAAGCAGAACCUAUUUGUAGGGUUCCGCUUAUCACUUCUCAAAGAGAAGAGCAAUUGUUAAUUAGCAACACUACUAAACCAGUAGUGAAGUUGCUCAUUAAUAGGCACAAUAACAAAUAUUCAUACACAAGUACGUCAGAUGACAAUCUGUUAAAAAACAUAGAAUUGUUCGACAAAAUGUCCCUUAGAUUCAGCGGUAGAGUGCUAUUUAUUAAAGAUGUAAUCGGCUCCAGUGAAAUUUGUUGUUGGACAUUCUAUGGUCAUGGCCGAAAAAUUGCAGAAGUUUGUUGCCACUCCAUUGUAUAUACAACCGACAAAAAACAUACAAAGGUUGAGUUUCCAGAGGCCAGAAUUUACGAAGAGACAUUAAAUAUUUUAUUAUAUGAACACCGAAAUGGUCCUGACCAAGAAUUAAUGCAAGCAACAUCCUCGCGUGGUGCGGUCAGUGGUGCGCCACCCUGUACAUCAGACGAAGAAGAGGGUGAGCGUUCAGGCUUGGCUCGCCUUCGCUCCAACAAACAAAACACCAACUGACCCAACCUAGCCCCUCUUACCUCUUCCCAUCCCGCGACCUUUAGCGCCGUUCUGGUCCUCGCCCUUAAGACGCGAGCCAAUAUAAAGUAAGAUGUGUGAAAAAGGAGAUACAUAGAAAAUUCCAUACAUACGUAUGAAUAUAUAUUUCAUAUGUAUAUAUGUGUCUCUUUCCCUUUCUCGUACAACAAUAAACGAACAAUAUCGUUAGGAUCGGUUGUACGAUGGUCUACCGAUAAGUUUCGCAUCACACUUUUAUAUUUUCUUGGUACAUAGCUAUACAUCCUAAUUAUUUUACAUAUCCGGGGAUCAUUUGCCGAUAAUUUUGAUUUCGAACAGAAUGACAAGUUCGUCUUGAAUUAAUUCAUACUUAUUGCAAUAAGAUAUAGAGUAAUACGAAAAAUGUAAGAAUCGUUUUCUUAUUUUCUUAUUUUCAUAUUGAGAAUUUGAGAAUAAGUGUCCAUAAGAAAACAGAGACGCGAGUACUAUUUAUGUGCCAAAUGUUUGUGUCAGAAGUAAAAACAGAAGUAAGUCGAAGUUGCCAUUCUGUGAUUGAUGGAAUUAUUUACUAUCUGAUACUCUAUGACAACUUUUAAGCAGUUAUUUAGAAUAAUAAAUUGUAUAAAAACUUGCACAACAUAGGACUGCAUUGUUACCUGUUAUAAGUAUUAUUAUUAUUAUAGUUAUUACUAUUAUACAAUUAUGAUUAUUAUUACUAUUUCUACUAUUAUUAGUAUUUGCAUUAGUAGAUUGCAGUUAUCAAUAUUUUUUAUUACUACUACUAUCACUAGCAUUAUUAUAAAUUCAACAUGUUUAUAUCAUUUUUUUACAAAACAGAAUAACUAUAUAUGCCAAUAAAUUAAUAACAUAAAAAGUGUGUUUGCUUGCAUUUUUCAACUGGGAAAUUUCUAUUGAACUGCUUAAAGGAUGCUGUGGAGUAAACACUGCCAGUAAAAUAACUACAACAGAGUAUAUAAAAUGAUAUCAGUCAGAUACAAUUCAAUGUUAUUCGAAAUUAUAUAAACAUAGGUCCUGUAUCACAAACAACAUAAUAAUUUUUUAUAAGCAUAUAAGCUUUGUGUUAAUUUCUGUACAUCAUUCCAAAAGUGGUACAUUUUUUUUUUCUCAUAUUAAUGCUUUUUACUUUACUUACAUACUUCAAUUUAUGAAAACAAAUAUGUUGUAAUUCAGCGAACACUGCAAACUGAUAUAGCAUACUUUUCCUAAUAUGGUGCAAAAUCUUACAUUUAAUGAAGGGACCAUAUGUAUUCCAGUUUCAUACCUACAGUCAUUUCGCUGUAGGAAAACUAUCAUGCAAAGAUUGUCUGUUAUUCCUUAAUUUAAAAAAUUCAAAAAUUAAAAAUCCACAUAUUUUAUUCUCCCGAAUACAAGACGAUAUUUAUGCGUAUACAUUAUAGCAAUGUGGAAAAAAAUACAAGGUUUGAUAACAUAAAGAAAUUUAAGUUCCUAUAAUUUUAUAUAAGGAAAAUUUUGAAAUUGUAGGUAGUGAGUGUCGUUCAUAUUUCAUAUUUAUUAUAAACCGAUUAUAGUUAAUAAAAUUGUGUAAUAUGUAAGUUAAGCUAAAUGCAAUAUAUAUUAUGUUAAUGAAAAUGUUAUUGCUGCUUGAAUUUUUCAACCUCAUGGUAGAGCACAGUUUUAGCGGCCUCCUUGUAGUCAGGUAAAACCGACACGAGCUUUAACAUUUGUUGAAAUUACAUGUUUUCAUAUGUAAAAUAAUAGAAUUAGUUGUCGUCAAGAGUGAAUUAAAAAUUGUACUGAUUAUUUAUGUUUUCUUUCAGGAAACUAGUACGUCCCAUCAAAAUACAUAGGGUAGCCAUGGUCCACUUAUUAAAUCGACGAAAUUUCUAAUCUAACUACAUUGUGCAAGCCAGCAACGUUUCCGUUUUACAGAUAUUUAAAAAUAUACAGAAAGUUUUGUCUUGUAUCCGGGUGAAUCGAGUAUCUCAUGAAUUUUUCGAAUAAUUUCUUUCAUUUAUUCAAUUCAUAAAUCGAAAACAAAAACAAUACUUAUUGUUUUUGUAAAUGUCAACUCAUUGCUGCUCAAAUAGCAAAACAUAUUUCAAUCCACACACUUCCAGGCAUUGCAUUUGCCUAAAUUUUUGAAACUGUAUAUAAUAAAAAUACAUGUACAUGACAUCAAUUGCGAAUUUGCAGAUUUGCCAAAAUAUCUUAUCCAAAGGCAAAAAUAAAGUAUCAAAUGGUAUAGUACUACACGAAGUUGAAAUAUCAAGUUUAAUCUACCGAAUAAAAAUAACCCUGCUCCGUGUAUAGUUAAUGUUGUAACUGUUAUAAAAAAAAAAAAGUAAUGAUAAUAUUACAUUCAGUACUAUUUUAUGAAAAAUGUAUUAAAUUAUAGUUUUCGUUGCAUAUUUAGGUAACAUUUAUAAUGUGUUAAUUCAUGCUGUAACAAAUAUUAUUUGUAUCUGUGUGCAUAUUUGAUAGAAAAAGACUGAUUUGCAAUAUAUUUUUCUUCAAAAUUUAUUUGAGAAAAAUAAAUUUGCAAAAAGUGGGGCCAUUAAAUAUCUGAGAUAAUAAUUAUCUGGAGAACAGGGUAUUUUUGCAAAAUGUCAAGGAAAAUAUCAAAUAAUACUUGCUAGAUGCAUAAUAAAUAAAUAAAAUAGUGACGCAAAUAAAAAUAUCGACAUGGAAUACAUAAAUAUUUAUC